This is a messenger RNA of Nematolebias whitei (Rio pearlfish), 2032 nucleotides long. It is a transcript of the gene eaf2, whose product is annotated as ELL associated factor 2. Lineage: Eukaryota; Metazoa; Chordata; Actinopteri; Cyprinodontiformes; Rivulidae. Bases 96 to 860 code for a protein of 254 amino acids. The transcript is spliced from 6 exons. The record is from RefSeq and is a predicted model, not a curated record. Gene Ontology annotation, molecular function: transcription elongation factor activity. Gene Ontology annotation, cellular component: super elongation complex. Gene Ontology annotation, biological process: regulation of transcription elongation by RNA polymerase II; positive regulation of DNA-templated transcription.
AGGCGGGGCUUAGCUGGGUAGCUGCGUUACCUGUUUAUCGCAUAAAAAAACACGGAGGAAACUUGAAGUUUGCAGCCCAUGAAACUCCUCACAUAAUGAAUGGGACAGCGUACUCCAACUUUGACAACCAGGAGCACGUCCUGAAAUUAGGAGAGACGUUUGAGAAACACCCUAAAAGUGCUUACCACACGGUGCGAUAUGAUUUUAAACCAGCAUCCAUUGAUACAACAUGUGAAGGGGAGCUUGAAGUUGGCAAAGGAGAGCAAGUCACCAUUACUUUACCCAAUUUAGAGGGUUCGAGUGCUCCGGUUACAGUCUUCAAGGGAUCUAAGAGGCCUUACAUGAAGGAGUGCAUCCUCAUCGUGAACCAUGAUACAGGAGAGUACAGACUAGAAAAACUCAACAGUAAUAUAGCUGUAAAGAAGACCAGGGCUGAGGGCAGCAGUAAAAUUCAGUCUCGUCUGGAGCAACAAACCAGUCGCCUAAGCCAGCAGAUGAAGAGUAGCAGCAGCAGCAGCACUAACAAAACCUCAUCCAGCUCCAAGAGCUCUCCCAAGGAGAAAACCUCUCCACCCUCACCAAUGGAUGACAUCGAGCGAGAGUUGAUGGCGGAGGCAAGGGUCAUGGAUCAGCUGAGCAGCAGCAACAGCUCUUCAGGCUCCAACAGCUCGUCCUCCAGCAGCGACGACAGCUCAAGCAGCAGUGACUCAGAAGACGAGCGAAGUUCUGCCCCGGCCAAUCAGAGCAUGCCCGUCAUAAACGCCAGCUCGACGAAUCGCCACCAGGAGAGCGGAGGAGAGCUCAUGAACACGCUCAAGAACGACCUCCAGCUGAGUGAGUCGGGCAGUGAGAGCGACUGAAGCCUCCGUUUGAUGAAGGCGACCGUGAGGAAGACUCUGGAGACUGAAGGAGCCCUUCACAGACUCGUCUGUGUCCUGCUGCCUUUAAAAUACAGCGGCCCUUUUUGCAUUUCCUCUGAUCUGUUGCUCCUCCAGCAGAAAACCUAAACAUUUGUUUUGUGUGAAAGUUUAACUCCAACUGUAACGAGGUCUUAGCUUUCACGUCGUUCACGAGAAGCUGGAUACGUCUGAUGCAUCGCUGCAUGGGCUCAAACUGACCAAAGUGCACGAGGCAGAAAAAGGACGGUGCCUAAUAUAAAUACACGUGUAGCUGAUUGUUUCUGUCUUAAACAACCUCCUUUAGCUUCUGAAUUUCAUCUCAACAUUAUCAGCAGUCGCAGCUGUGCCUUACGUUUUGUUUCUUAUUAAACGGCCACAGAUUAUUUUACUUUGAAACUAACCUGCAGGAAAUCAAACUCUUGUGAUGUCACGCUGCAUUAAAUAUGAACCGCUCAGCCAAACGAUCGUCUAGAAGUUCUCGUUCAACAGAAGUUGUAUUUAUUGCAGCGUGAAAAAUGAAAGUUUUUCUUUUGGUUCUUUCCUGAGACACACGCCACAGUUUAGUGACUAAAUGUUUCAGACACCGUCUGCAGUUUUUGUUGUCGUCUGUUACAAACAGGAACUGGGUUUAUGAGUGGAGUUUAACUAAAUAACCAGAAUGGGACGCCGGAGACUUUGAGAUAAAACUUGCUGGAUGUAGUAAAAGUACAGAAAAGCUAAAGUAGUUUCAGUAAAUCCACAUGGGGUCAUGCUUUGUAGCUUUAAACCUGUAAUACUUGAAGAAGCUAAUUAUUUAUCUUUCUAAAUACACUUGACCGGUUAAGUUUUUCUUUGCUGAGUUUAAGUGCAAGUUCCCAGCGGGGGGGAUCCAGAUGUGCUGCGCUCCUGCACCUCGGUCUUAAAAACUGGAUGUGCCUUCUUCAUCUCGGGAAGUUUCCAGGUCUUCCUCUUCGUCUUUCACUGCCGAGCCGUCUCAGUAAACAGGAAGCUGCUGUCCGUUCAUCAGUUCUUCAGCGUCCCCGAUGACUGAAAAACAAACGAUCACCUUAAAACACGGAGAAUAAUUUUUUCAUUCUUUCAUCCUUUUAUUUGUUAAAUAUUUGAGAAUAAUUUGUCAAAUAUUAAACAUUUUA